AUGGGCGGAACAAGCAGCAAAGAUGCUCUGAAGGAUGCUCGGAAAAGGGCGGAGGAGCGAGUUGGCACACUGCAGGUCAGCGGGCGCUACCAUCGGCUGCCCAGGAAGCUGUCCGAUGAUUACAGCCUGACAGACACGGUCUUGGGAACCGGCUUCGGUGGCUCCGUUUUGUUGGCCACCAGCCGGCGCCCGGACCGGCAGGGUCGGACCAGCCGCUUCGCUGUGAAGAGUAUCAAGUUACACCACAAGGCCUCCAGGAGAACACUGGCAGCCGAAGUGGAGGUUUUUCUAUCAGUCGACCAUCCUCAUGUUUGCAGAUUGCUCGACGUCUACGAGAGCGAGAAGAGCUUGGACCUGGUCAUGGAAUGCUUGGAAGGUGGCGAGCUUUACCAGCGGGUGAACGCCGGGAAGUUCGCCGAAAAGGAUGCAGCAGAUGCAGCAUACCAGAUGCUGCUCGCCAUACGAUACCUGCACAACCUUGGCAUUGUCCACCGGGACAUCAAGCUUGAAAACUUCCUGUACACCGAGGUCGGCAGCACCCAUCUGAAGCUGAUCGACUUCGGUUUCAGCAAGGCCUGGGAUCCUGAGCAGAAGAAGAUGAAGUUGAGCUGUGGGACCAUCUGUUACGUUGCGCCCGAGGUCAUCUUGCAGAGCUACACGAACAUGUGUGACAUGUGGAGUCUCGGAGUGGUGGUGUUCCUGCUGCUUGUGGGCUACAUGCCCUUCCCUGUGCUUCCGGACAUCGAGGAGACCGAGCUGAACAUACUCAACGGCCGGUUCAAAUACGAUGCCAGAAAAUGGAAGGGUGUUUCCAAGUCAUCGUUCGACUUUGUCUCCAAAUUGUUGCAACGAGAUCCAGACCAACGCAUGACCGCGGAGCAGGCGCUAGCCCACCCGUGGAUCGCGGAGCGGGAGCAAUUCCCUUCCGGCACGGAAUCGGCUGGACUGGAUGCUUCCGUUGUUCACUCUCUCGCAGAGUAUUCCAGAGCCUCGAAAUUCCGACGAACGUGCAUGCAGGUGAUGGCUUGGUCCCUGAACAAUGCAGAAAUGGCAGAAGUCCGUGAGGCCUUUAUGGAGUUGGACGUGCAGAAAACUGGCGCCAUCCAACUUCAUCAGCUGAAGUCAGUCUUGGAGGAGAGGUUCAACAUCUGUGACGAGGAGACCAGGAAAAUCUUCGAGGCUCUGGACUCUUCCAACAACGAGGAAGUUGGUUACUCCGAGUUCCUCGCUGCCAUGAUGUCGUCGCGCAUUCAAGUUCAUGAAGACUUGGUUCGCGCCGCAUUCCAGCGUUACGAUGAAGAUGAUACGGGCUACAUCAGCGUGGAGAACCUGCGGCAGGUCUUGACGGAGAGUCUCGACAGCCCGGAAACGGCGGAAGAAAUGUUGAGUGGAGUGUCAGUCUUUGCUGGGGCGGAGCAGCGCGUUUCGUUUGAUGCGUUCAUUGAAUAUUUGACAGGUGGCGAGGCCGAUGAGUCCCACAAGCGGGCAGUAGGCUUUGUCAUAGACAAACAAAUGUCCAGAAUGAGUUCAUCGGAACUAAUGCGGAUGGCUCCAACGCUGCGCCAUUGCCCGCUCACUCCGAAGGGCCUCAACAGGGCGAAGAGCACGCCCUUCAUGAUGGUCGAGGACUCCUCAGACGAUGAGGCAAAGAAGGAGAUCCCCAUGUCCCCGUUCUUGACCACACCAAAUCCGGUCAAGCAGACCAAGGUUCCAUCCCUGGUGGACACGACAGAGGCAGCCGCCAAUGCAAAGCAGUUGGAGGAGGUGCCGGAAAGCCCCCCGCCCACGGUCCCGACACCUGCAGUGAAGCCGGAAGCACGCCGCACUGUUCUGGCAUUUGGAGCCAGGGAAGCGCCGGAAAUGCGUAAUUCUACAAAAGAGUGGGAGCCGGAGAGCUACUUCAGCAUCGUCGAAUCCAACCAUUUCCGUGAGCUGACUCACAUUGCUCUUCGAGUUCGACAAGGUUCAGACGAGGUUGUGAAGAAGCACCUCGCUCACAAGCUACGUGCUGCUCGAGCGGAGGCUGCGAGCCUCAGCCAGCGCCUUGCCGCCAGCAGCGAGGCAUUGAUACAGAGCCAGAAGCAGGUGAACGAGCUGACGGCCCGUAGAAGCCACAGAGGUGCGGGGGUCGUCGCCGACGAGCGAGCGCACCUGGAAGAGUCCUUGCAGGCAACUCAUCAGCGGGAGCUGGGUGACCUCAAGGAUGAGCACGCCCGGGCUCUGACUGAGCUGCAGCCUGGGCCUCGGGAGGAGCGGACUCGCAUGGAAUCCGAGCAUAAGCAGGCCUUACGAGCUGCCUUAGACCGUGCACAGAGUGCCGAGGGCACCGUGGAGGAACUCCAGCGAACGCGACAGUCGCUGACAGUGACGGGGGAAAGUUGUCGAGAACGUCUGGAGCUGGCUGAGCGUCAGCUGAAGGAGGCCUCACAAGAGACUAGCGAGCUUCGAAAGCAGCUAAAGCAGUCGGGUGCCUGGUGGUUUCGACACGAGCGGGACCUGAACGGCCUCCAGGUGCAGCUGGCCUCUGUCAAAGAACAACUGGCCGUGCGCGAGCAGCACACGGCAAGCCAGGCGGCUCAGAUCGAAGAGGCUGUCAGGGAGCGCCGGACGCUCGAGGAAGGUCUGGCCACCGUCAAGAAGCAGGCUGCAAUGGCGCAUUCUAUGCAGCUGCAGGCGAUCGAGGGCCGUUUGCAGAAGGCUCUUGAGCGCGUUCGAUUAGUCCUGAGCACCGAGAAAACGCCGCAACUGGCGGCGAAUGUGCACCACCAGUACAAUGACAAGUACUUUCUGGUGGAAAGGAGCACGUGCAUAGCCGCCGCGUCGCAGCUGAACUGCCUAGCAGCUCUUGGACUCACAGCAGACCAGCUCCGCGGGCUUCGAGCUUGGCUGCCAGCACAGGUCUCGCUGCGUUUCAGGUCUCAGGAGAAGUGUACCUUUCUUCGCGAAGAGAAGCGCGAGGAGGAAGAUCCGAGAAAGCACGUAGAGGAGGUCUCCGUGGGCGGCGUCGCACGGGCCAGCUGGUCCAGCAAGGUCGUGACGACCAUCACGGAGUAUUUCUGGAAGUUCGAGACCAGUUACACUCUGGAAGCUUUUCGCGGCGUUGGAGCAGAAGAUGCCGACAGGCUCCUGCUGCUGUCCAGGAACGGGCAGGUGGAGCUGAAGACCAGCGCCAAAUCGCCCCCGCCGCAUCCAGAAGCACGGGUGCCUGCCGUCAAUCAGGAGGUGAACAUCACCUGGCUUCUGCAGCUGUUAUCGCAGGAAGGCACGUCCCCGCUCUUCAAGAUCGACCGGGCUGCUACGGGAUGCAGUACGCCGCGGCGGAACCAAGAUGUGGACAAAGCCUUCGCGCACUUCACAAUGUUCACUCAGUGGGCUAACGGCGUUUCAGACUACCUGCAACACCUCAGUGCCGUCGAUCCCAGGACCGCCCCGCAGCUGCCCUUGGACGGCGUUUUCGCACCCGUCCUUCCCUUGAUGGUGAGCGGUCAGACCUCCAGUCCAAGACCCGCAGAGCCAGCCGGCACGUUAGCCUCACUGAAUCUGGCCAGUGAUGUUCAAGACAGCCUAGUCCUGUCGGUGUCAGACGGAAAUCGCCUCCUCAACGAGGAGAUGCGAACCAUGAAAGAGCAGCAGCAGAACAUCUGCGAAAGUCUUCCGGGCAAUGAUGGCAUCUACACACAUGUGGAGUGUGGGUUGCACUUGGUUCUGCGGCAUUGCGGGAAUGUCGCGAAGCGCUGGAGUCAAUUGGUGGAGUAUGUGGAAGGCAUGCUCCGGAAACAGCUGAUAGACGCUAUUGGCAAGGAGGUUACGCCGGCCCUCUUUGCAGCGUACAUGCAGUUCCACUACCGCAAGCUGUUCCGACAGGAGUUUCAACCUCGCCAGUUCUGCUUCGCUGUGCGGCGGUCAGAGCGACACAGUCCAGAGGGAACUGUAAGCAUCGAAGAGGAUGCCGUGGGGCUGGAUGAGUCCAGCAUUCGGAGCCCGAUCGUGACCAUUGCCAACUGCGCAAGUACGCCGUGCACUAUGAGCUUUCCGCUGAAUGCAUCGACGGAGGUCUCCUUCACUGGCGACGUCUAUCUGCAUGGAUGGCUGUCUCACCGCUUCUCAGGCGCCUCUGGCGCGGCACUGUACCUCACCUCCCGAGCUCGACAAUUCAGCUCCAUGCUGGUACUGGUUGGCCGGGUCGCAUCGGCGACUUCCUUCGACCCCAAGUUUGCAGCCAUCCUCCAGAACAAAGAUGAGCUGACAAUUCCGCUCGAGCUGUCAAUGAUACCUACACCAAAGGAGUUCAAGGAUGCCAUUGCCUCCUUGUCCCCGCAGCAGCAGGCCUUCGCCAAGGCCUUCCGGUCGAUGCAGUUGGAGAGCACGCUGUUCGGCGUACUGGUUGUCCAGAUCAAGCCUCAGCUCGAGAAGCUCCUGAACUUGCCGGACGACAGCCUCACCAAGGAGAUCAAACUCACCCAAGAUCUCAUGGACCUGUUCAUCAAGUACCAGAUUCCCAGCGACCUGUUGUCCUUCAGCGACGAUACAAGUGAUGCGGAGGUGGCACCAGCCCAGCGGUUGGAAAUGGUCAAAGGCCACGUAAAGGCCAUGCACGACAUGAUCCAGCAAGAGAAGGAAGCUGAGCUGUUGGCGGCACGCCAAGAAAUGGAAUGGGGUGCGCCACAACUGCGGAGCCAGAUAACGGCUGACUCGGACUACAGUGACGAAAGCAUGGGGGGCAUGUCCAUGCCACGGUCCGAGUGCGAGGAGUGCGACGAGGCAAUGCCAAUGCCUGAAGCUCGGUCGGCGCCCGUCGUCCACAAGCGGAUGAAGAUGGAGAGGAAGAUGGAGGAGUGUGAGAAGCGCAGCAUGGACAAGCCCCUAGAGAAGAAUAAGGAACGAGAUCGAGACCGAGAUGGUCGGGACGGCGCGUCAGCUGCAGCCUCCUCAUCUGGCCGUUCGGGCCAACCCGCCCAGCAAGGGCAGUCGUCUCAGGCCUCUGGGCAGCCUGGCGGAUCUGGAGGCGGCUUGCCGUACGUGCGGGAUUACACGAAGGUGCCCAAGCAGAUGGAUGCCCAGUUCGAGACUUUGGCUCCGGACAGUGCUCUGCGCCCGACUAUCAUAAACCCUGGAGUUUGCUGGACAAAGAGAUCGCAGAAAGCCUUGCUGGCACAGCCGGUGACGUCAACUCUCUUUUUCGAUGAUCAGAAAGCAGAGAAGGAUGCGGCCUUUGAUCUGCUGGAUGCCAUCACGAAAUCGGGUGCUUUGCCUCUCAGCCAUGCAGCGCUCCACAUUGUGAUAGCUGCGACGCACUGCUUCGACAAGACCGUCACGGAGACAGUGGUGCAAGACAACGUGAACCCCAUCGACAAGGUCGAGCGCUCGACCUUGAUAGUUGCAUCAACCGUGCACCAGCAGCCUGUCGCAGCUCUCAUCGAUGAGGCCUCUGUGGCCCGGGUGAGCACCUCGAGCCCACAGCUCUUCCUGGAAGAUGCGUGA
Messenger RNA from Symbiodinium sp. CCMP2456, 5481 nucleotides. NCBI's taxonomy places the organism in Eukaryota, Dinophyceae, Suessiales, Symbiodiniaceae. The record is from the annotation of a GenBank genome assembly.